AGUUCCUUCUCUUUCGCUAUUCAGCCCUCCGAGUCAAGUAAGUUCCCCCUUCCUUCUCUUUUUUCUUUCCCGGCCAUGUCUUCGUUUAGCGAUAGGAUCUCGUCCUCAGAGGACUGCUCCUCUGAGGAUUCCAACUCAUCUUCCUCGACCGGGUCUUCUUCUCCUGAAUCCACGCCCGGUCAGGUUCCCAACUCCUCCAUUCCCGACCCGCAUCCUGUAAAUCAGGUGCCCGGUGAAACCUUCGUGGGGAGGGAUGACCCGGUCGAUGACGAACCGGGCCCCUACGACCCUGGACACGAAACCCGGGAUGCGUGGGAGGAGCGGCUUCAUGCUGCCGGUUACUUUCCGCUUCCCACUUUCUACGUCCUUGACAUACCUUCCCGUGUAUCUAAAAUUGCCUUAAACAAAAUCCGUAGGAGGCUCCCGGAUGGGUAUACCCUCCUCUACGAACCUAACUGGCCCAAUAUCGUUGAACCCCACCGGGAGGAUAGGAUAGGGUUCCAUACCGUUUCCCUGAAUGCGGGCAUAGUUUUUCCCCUUCGCCCCCUCCUAACGAAAUCCUACCGGGCGGAGCUGGCUACGAAGGCUUUGUAUUCUUCAAAGCCCGCACCGGUAGGAAGUUCAUUUCCGAAGUCCCCCAGAGUAACCGGGGAUGGAAGGAAAACUUCUCUUGCAGAUAUGGAGUUUGAGGAGUUCGCCAUCCCUGACGACCAACCAGCCGGGGAGACCGGGGGCUCCCAAGCCAAUCCUGCCAGGACUUUCCCGGUCAAUCCAGAGACCGUGGUAAUCCUGGAUGAAGACGAGCCCCAAGACAAUCGGUCUAAGGGGAAGGAGAAGGAAAAGGCCGGUCGCCGGGUGAAGAAGGUGGCCACCACGCACCCUUCCUAUGCCAAGAAGAGGGCAAGGUCAGAUCCUGAGCCGGCCGGCCAGACCAUUGAAGAAGCCUUCAUUAAUCUGGGGCUGAGGCUGAAGGAGGCGGGGGAGAUUGGGCCGCAAACAGUGGACCGGUUGGGGAUGAGUUCCCCUUCUGAAGUCGACCGGCUGAAGAAGGAGAAAGAAGAGAUGGCACUCAUCCUGAGGAGCCAGGCUGAUGAGCUGAUCCGGCUGUCUGGGCUGGCCGGGGCAAUGAAGACCGAGAUCUUCCAACUGAAGGAGGAGAAUGGCCGGCUCCUGGAUGAAGUCGCUGAAGCCAAGCGGGAAGUAUCGGAGAAGGAAGAAACCUUCCCCGGGCGCGCAGCUGCCUGGGUGGAAGAGAAUAAGGCUGAAGCUGCCCGGGUGAUGACGGCGACUCCAGAGACGACGAUGGAGUCCUUCAGGCUUCUGUACCGGGAGCCUGAAGGAAAGAAGAUGAUUACCGCGAUUGGAUCCUUCGGAUUCAAGAGCGGUCAAAAGAAGGACAUGAUCGCUUCUCACCGGGUACUGCUCAGAAGAGAUCCAAACUUCAGCGCUGCAUCCUAUGGCCUGGCUCCCAUCCCGGAAGAAGAGCCUACUCCCCCUUUCCCCCUAGAUUAAGAACUCCCCGGCCUUGACCGGUUGCUUUUGUAGAACUUUAAACCUUAUCAAUUUCCCCGGAUAUGCCCGGUGUAUCUGUAAACAUUUGACAUUUCCUGCCUUAAAUGCCAUGUUUAUUUUCCUACCCGGUUAAUCUUCCAUAUCUACUUGUUUGUUGAUUUAUACUUCGCUCUUGCUUCUUAGAAUACCCUCAUAGAAAUUCUGAACGGUACAUAAAUCAGGCCACUUCUC
Molecule: messenger RNA, 1743 nt
Organism: Cuscuta campestris
Lineage: Eukaryota; Viridiplantae; Streptophyta; Magnoliopsida; Solanales; Convolvulaceae
Source: the annotation of a GenBank genome assembly